GCAUUUAAAAAAAGCUAACCUCAAUCCAAACAAUAAAAGAAAUUCCAAUCUAAUAAAACCGUUAUUUACAAUAUAUAGCGUUUUUAAAUACAAACAAACCCCAAAAUGCGUGACAAUAUUGCAACUGCGGCCCCAAUGGAUACGUUAGCGCGUUGCGUUGUUGAUACCCCCUUUAACGCCACCCCAAAUGAACAAAAACCUCUCGCAAUUAGCGUGUCUUCUAAUGUCUAUUACGGAUAUCAGCCCUUAACUCGACAAACCAACCAUGAACGAGUUGAUUCGGCCUGUGAAGACAUUCUAAAUAAGACUUUUAGCGAAAUGGAUACCGACCAGUAUGAAGCUGACUGUUUAAAUAGAAAAAGAACAAGGGAUCAGUUCGAGUUGAGCUGCAAUCAGGCUAAGAGAAAACGACAUAAUGAGCCAACAAAAUUGGAUUUGAAUCCCCAUAAUAAACAAUUCAAAUCUUUAUCGACUGAAAUAGAUGAGGAGCUUUUACGGGAAACUCAUGGAUGUACUUAUUACCAUUGGGUAUCCAGCAAUGUAUAAGAUGUAAUUGGAUUUUCUGUAAAUUUUAUUAGCUUAGUAGGGUUAGUUUAGUAUGUAGCAAAUAGUUAGACUUAGUUAUAAACAGAGCAUUGAAAAAUGUAAUUCCUUUUAAUGGGAUAAUUUUUUUUUAAUUGCUCUGAAGAUAUAUUUUUUUAUUCAAUCUUUAGUAGGCGUAUCUCAAUUGAAAUAUCAUAAAUUUCAACCAGAUAACUUAAAUUCACUAAAAACUACACAUUCUAUAUCCACUCUGGAAGUGGAAUGGAAUGUAUUUCAAAAAGAUCAUAAUAGUUGUGAUAAUUUAGAGUAUCAUUUUUGUAUAAAUUAUGUGUAUAAUAAUACUGAUAAUGUUCGGUCAAAAUAUGAACAGGGUAUAAGAUAUACUAUACCAAUUUGAUACUUUAAGGACUUAGAUUAGUUUAAAAAAAUGAUUACUUAAGUAUUUGGACACAUUGUAAUAUUCAAUUAAAAUAUUGAAACAUUCUUAUUUAUAUUGUAUGACAUUAAAUGUUGAGUCAUAUCAUGUGCAAAUUUUUCUGUGUAAAACUGUAUAUUUUUGUUACUUAUGUGUGGGUGCUAUACUGAAAGACUUAUAAUGGUAAAUUUAUAAUAAACCAGUUUUUCACUCAAUAA
Molecule: messenger RNA, 1176 nt
Organism: Anthonomus grandis grandis
Lineage: Eukaryota; Metazoa; Arthropoda; Insecta; Coleoptera; Curculionidae
Exons: 2
Coding region: 106-546 (146 amino acids)
Source: RefSeq, a predicted model, not a curated record